Messenger RNA from Eublepharis macularius, 2458 nucleotides. RefSeq names its product cysteine and glycine rich protein 1 (gene CSRP1). The transcript is spliced from 6 exons. Gene Ontology annotation, cellular component: nucleus; Z disc; cytoplasm. Gene Ontology annotation, biological process: sarcomere organization; muscle tissue development. Lineage: Eukaryota; Metazoa; Chordata; Lepidosauria; Squamata; Eublepharidae. The record is from RefSeq and is a predicted model, not a curated record. Gene Ontology annotation, molecular function: actinin binding; structural constituent of muscle. The coding region runs from base 220 to 801 and encodes 193 amino acids.
UCACUCGCUGCCUUGUUUUCUCUUGCGCCAUCCUUAUAGCGGGGCUGAGUGCAAAUGAGCCCGGCCUCCCUGCGCUUGGGGCUGGCUGCGGGGUGGGACACGCCUUCUCCGGAGGAGAACAAAACAACCCCGCCGGGAGGGCUUGGCUAGCGAGGCCAGCUCUGGUAGGAGUCAGCCAGCCGGCGGUCGGUCACAGAGGCGCGCACAGCACCAGCCAGGAUGCCAAAUUGGGGAGGAGGAAAAAAAUGUGGCGUGUGCCAGAAAACAGUGUACUUUGCCGAAGAGGUACAAUGCGAAGGCAACAGUUUCCACAAAUCCUGCUUUUUGUGCAUGGUUUGUAAGAAGAACUUGGACAGCACAACAGUGGCUGUACAUGGAGAAGAGAUCUACUGCAAGUCAUGUUAUGGCAAGAAGUAUGGGCCUAAAGGUUAUGGAUUUGGACAGGGAGCAGGGACCUUAAGCAUGGACAAGGGAGAAGGACUGGGGAUCAAACAUGAAGAGCAGCAGCCCCAUUAUCCCACCAACAACCCCAACACCUCCAAGAUAGCACAGAAAGUGGGAGGUGCUGAUGGCUGUCCCCGCUGUGGUCAGGCUGUGUAUGCUGCCGAGAAGGUGGUUGGAGCUGGAAAGUCAUGGCACAAAUCUUGUUUCCGAUGUGCAAAGUGUGGCAAAGGCUUGGAGUCUACUACUUUGGCUGAUAAGGAUGGUGAAAUCUACUGCAAAGGCUGCUACGCCAAGAAUUUUGGACCCAAGGGCUUUGGCUUUGGGCAGGGGGCUGGAGCGCUUGUCCAUUCUCAGUAAAGAGGUGGAUUAGUCACUCUGAAGUCUUCAUUCCAGCAGUGAAUGCUUUACCAAGUGCUGAGCUUAUCCAGACUGACCCAAAAGAUAAUUUCACCAGUUCCUGCAAGUGUAUUAUAUUAAUGCAGUACCAGUACCUGCUGCUUUCCAGUGUUAUCACUGGUCCACCUCCUUGUUUGCUAACUGGCCAAACAAGCAUGGCCCUAUUCUAAAGGCUCUUGAAAGACACUAAAAGGUUUCAAAUUGCUGCAGUUUGCUCAGACGCACCAUAGAUCGCAUCAACACAAUGGCCUCCUUUAGAUUCAUGCUUACAGCCACAGUGGAAGCUAGAACUAGCAAAGAGCAUAGCUCUGUCUGUCUAGAAAAUGCUGCAACAGUUUUCUCAGAUGCUUUUCCACCACUGGGUUGGCAGUUAUAUUCUCUCUUUAAGGAACAAUAAUGUAGUGGGAUAAAGAAACAUGUUAACAUAGUCUUAACAAAAAUUAACAUGCAAAAUAUUGAAGCUGAUCAAAAGUUAUUUUGGCUUGCAAGAAUGAAAAGCGGAAAAGGAUGAAAUUAGUUGGAUGUGCAAGAGGUACAGACAGAGAAGGUGAAAAUAUUUAAGCCAUGUAAAUAAAGCACAUUUCUUAAACUUAGAGGAAUUAACAGAAUAUAUUUUAAUAGUCUUUAAUUUACUGUUACUAGGUUGAUGUGUUCUGUAGUAGCUACUGCUUUAGGCUUCUUUGGGAGAACACGAAGUGUCCAGGAGUGAUGCUACGCAGCUGCCUUUUCCAGUGACAUUGCUACCAUUCCUAGAAGGCAUGCAAGCCCAGAAGGGGCCAGCAAAAGUUGCUGCCUUUGAUUCCAUCUAGCUGUAGCUCUCUUACAGCAACAGGGAACAUUUAAGGAUCUAAAAAUCCAAUUUGCUUUUUAUAUAUGUUUGUCAUUGUUCUUGUCUGUGUCACUUCCUCCUUGAGCAAUAGAAGUGUUUGAUGAGUUUCACUUUUCUCAGUGCAGAGAAAUGGUUAUUCUCUUGUCCAUCAUGGAGGCUUCAGGAUAAUAGGAAAAGCUUUGUCAGUAUUACAUCAGCAUCAGAGCUGCUGGCACUUGAGCUAUCCUUUCCAAACCCAGCCUGCAAAACAGGAUCCAUCCCAUUUCCAGCAAAUGAUUAGCAUACUAGAAGAAUCAAGCUAGUAAUUACACCAAACUACAGCAUACUAUUAGCAGAGAAAAGGAUUUAAGAUGGAUUAGAACCUCCUUUUAAACUACAAAAAUUUUGUGAUAGUUAGAAAGUAAUCUAAAUAAAUUUGUCCAAGGUAUGUUGACACCCUCAGUCCUGUUAUUACAGUUACAUUUGUAAGGCUCCAGGCAAGAUUUGAGCUUUAGGGGCCUUGUUUUCUUUAAAGAGAGGAACUACUCUAAUUGUUUGUUUCUUAAAUUAACAUGGGUUCAUGCAGUGCUAAACCAAUCUGUUGUUAACUGAAUACACACAUCUCUUCCUGUAGGAUGCAGCCUGAAUAGUGUUUUAAUCUCUUCCUUCCUCCUGAGGUGAUUAGCAUGGAAUUAGAUUAAAAUGCUGUUCUUCUGCACACAUCUGUUACAAGCAUGUCAGAGAAAUGUUUCUUACAAGAAUCAUUCAAAGAUUAUUCUAUAUAUUCAAUAAAGCUAUCAGCAGGAAUCA